CCAGAAAACAUAUCUUCUGUGCAGGAUAACAACAUGGCGACAAUGCAAUCGCGAAAUUUCGUCUUAGGAUGUAGGCUUAGGGGAUUUAUUCUGAAAAGGGGCUUAGUCUCAUCUGCUAGAAAAGUUAGAGUUAUUUGGGACGCAGAUGCAAUUGUCAGUCGGAAUCUCAAAUCCGAAGAUUCUUAUGUUCCCUUGGACCUUUCUCCCACAGAAAGAAAUCAUAAAGACAAAUCUGACGGCAGUUUCAGCGACAGUAAGAGACAUCUAAUUUAUUCACUAGCCUUUUUAACUUGUCUAAACGCAAUGUCGGAUGAUGGAGACAGAGACGAAGAGACAAUUUUUUCUAUAGCAGAUUCUUAUUACGAAAAGAAUGAAACACAACAGCUUUAUUCAUAUUUGUUGAAAGAGAAGAACAGAAAGAAUGCAGAAAUUCUUUGGAGGUUUGCCCGUACAGCAAGAGAUUAUUCGCAGUUAUCAAGUACAGCAAAGGACGAGAAAAGAAAAUUGAUAUAUGAAGGAUUUUCUGCAGCAGAAGAGGCAGUUUCCUUAGAUGAAAAGUCAUUCGGAAGCCAUAAAUGGUAUGGUAUUAUGCUUAGUGAAAUUGGAGACUAUGAAGGAACAAAAAGGAAGAUAGAAAAUUCUUACAAAAUAAGAGAUCAUUUCCUGAAAGCAAUCGAGUUGAACCCUUCAGAUGCAACUUCACAUUACUUACUAGGAGUAUGGUUUUUCACCUUUGCUGAUCUGCCUUGGUAUCAACGGAAACUAGCAGCAACAAUUUUUGCAUCCCCACCAUCAUGCACUUAUGAAGAGGCAAAAAGCCAUUUCAUACAUGCAGAAUCACUUGAUCCUGGUUUCUAUACUGCCAAUCAGCUGAUGUUGGCAAAGGUUUGCAUUAGGCUUGGGCAGAAAGAAGAGGCAAAGUCAUGGCUUGAUAAAUUGCUCAAAUUGCAAGCAAAAACUGAAUCAGAUAAAAAGAAUAUCGAAGAAGGGGAAAGUUUAGCAAAAACACUGUGAUUUUUGUGAGUUAUUCUCCUGGUGAUGCUAUAGUUGUGAUAAAAUCCAUGGCUUCGCAGGAUUUUAUGCGUAAUGAUUUAAAGUUUCAUUGCUAAAUAUAUUUGACAGGUUCAGUCAUACAAGGAAAUUGUUAUGCCUUAUGGCAAUCUUGUUUUGUGUUUCCGGAGCUGAAGCUGGUCUAAGUUAUGUAACUUUUUAGUUUAAUUAUAUCUGUAGAACGUCUUGCAUUUUUGUCAGCACUGUUAUGAAAAAAUUAGGCUUCUUUCUGUCAACCAAGGACUUUCAGAGGGCCUAUUCAAGGUUUAUGGCUUGAUGAAAUCAACCAUGAUUUUAACCUUGUCUUACAAACUUUCUUUCUUUUGAUAUUACUGCCAAAAUCAGUUAUUUCUUUUGAUAAGAAUUUUAAAUGGUUUUGUGUCUUAAAUGUGGCUAUGGAUUUGAAUAAAUGUGUUUAACUUACUGUAAAAAAAUAUGAACUGUGUGGCAUAAUUUUGAAUGACUUCAGAUUGCAGCCUUCAGCUUUUCAUUUUUGUGUGCUUCUGGCUUUUGACCUCCUAUAUAAAGUCUUAUUGCCAAUGUUUGACAAUUUCAAGGAAAAAAAUUCUAAAUUGGUAUAAAACUUGUCAAAAGCUUGCAGUAACUCUGUAAUCAUCUGUUUUUCCUCUGCACCAUGAUCCAUCUCAGUUUCCACAAUAAUUUGCAGAUGCUGAAGCAUUCAGAAUCAUUUGGAGAGCAUUAUUUCUUUAGUUGUAAUCAUUGAUCGAACCAUUUAUCACUCUAUGUUUUGGAAAGGCUUGUUGAACGACAGUUUGUGUCAAGCAAAUUCCGGGAUCAAAAAUUUUUUUUUAAAUCACAGUAACCGUUUUUGAAAUAAAGGCGUUUUAAGUUGAGAAACGACAAUUGUGCCGACAACUUGAGACUUGAGGCGAAAAUCAUCACAAGUGGGCAAUCAUCUUUGACGUCACAAGUGACAUGUUCUCACCACGUAUGUGUUUCUCUAUAAAAACCUUUGAAUGUGAAACCUUUGAAAAAAUGCUGUGGACAAAGGCCAGGUCGAAAACGGAGAAAAGGCGAAACACGUAGAACACACAGAAAAGUGAAAUUUUGCUUUAAGCUUCUGGAAUGGAAAUACAUAAACAAAGCAACAGAGCUCUUUCAAGAAUUGUUACUUGUGACGUCAACCGAGAAUUUCAACAGCUUCUGGCAAUAAUCUUGUUUCCGCUUCGGGAAAUUCCCGAGUC
Messenger RNA from Rhopilema esculentum, 2255 nucleotides. RefSeq names its product regulator of microtubule dynamics protein 1. The record is from RefSeq and is a predicted model, not a curated record. NCBI's taxonomy places the organism in Eukaryota, Metazoa, Cnidaria, Scyphozoa, Rhizostomeae, Rhizostomatidae. Gene Ontology annotation, cellular component: mitochondrion; cytoplasm; mitotic spindle pole. Gene Ontology annotation, molecular function: microtubule binding.